UGCGGGGCUCAGGAGAGUUGAGAGGCGCCGGCGUUCGGGAGCCCGCUGGAAAAAAGGGGGGAAAAGCGAAGGAAAUCGGGGCAUCUCCUCGUCUUCCUCCUCCAGGCCUCUGGGACGCGUUUAGUGUUCCUGGAAUAGUCUUAGGAUACGGGUGAGGAGAAGGACGAAGAAGAGAAGGAGCGGUGGCUUUGAGAGGGAGAAACCGUUAAGGAUGUAAGGAAAACCUUGAGGUUUUCGGAUGAAAUUCCACUCCUUGCCCUCAGGACCUUGAGGGGUGUAUUCAGGGGACGAGUUUACCUUCUGCUGCCGACGAUAUUGUUUAUAAAUACUUGAACGUGACUGCAAUUAAAAUGCCACACCAAAACAAUGAUUGCUCACAUUUGGAAUCUGUUGGUGAGAUAACCAAAGAAGACUUGAUACACAAAUCUCAUGGGACUUGUCAAGACUGCAAGGUAAAAGGACCAAAUCUGUGGGCAUGCUUAGAGAAUAGAUGCUCCUAUGUUGGUUGUGGGGAGUCACAUAUAGAUCAUAGCACCAUACAUUCAGAGGAAACAAAGCACUGUUUAACAGUUAAUCUUACAACACUUCGUGUCUGGUGUUACGCAUGCAGCAAAGAAGUGUUUCUGGAUAGAAAGCUAAGAACUCAUUCUUCCUUACAAAAUGUACGGUUAUCUUCCCCUGGUCCUGAACAUAUCAUACAGGAUAUUAAGCUACCUAGUAUCCCUACACUGAAAAUUCCUUUAAUUGCAACAUUUGAUGACCUAGAUGUACAAGUUGAUGAAGAAGAUGAAUUAAAGGCUAGAGGUUUGACGGGCUUGAGAAAUAUUGGAAACACCUGCUACAUGAAUGCAGCUUUACAAGCACUUUCAAACUGUCCCCCAUUGACACAGUUUUUCCUUGACUGUGGGAGUUUAGCUAGGACCGAUAAAAAACCAGCCAUUUGCAGAAGUUAUUACAAACUUAUAACAGAACUCUGGCAUAAAAGCAGGCCUGGAGCUGUGGUCCCCACAAAUUUGUUUCAAGGAAUUAAAGCAGUUAAUCCAACAUUUCGAGGCUAUUCGCAACAAGAUGCCCAGGAAUUUCUACGUUGUCUAAUGGAUUUGCUUCAUGAAGAGUUAAAAGAAACUGUUAUUACAGGAGAAGAUAAUAGCACCACAACCGUUGAAGAGAGAAUGGAAGAAGAAAAAUGCCCAUCAGAUGCAGAUUUUCAAUGUAUUAACGAUGAUAAGGUAGAAAACGAUCCUUGGUCAAAACCUGUGGCAGAUGAUCCUGCAGAAAAUGCAAUGUUAAUUGAGGAGGAUGAAAAUACAUCUAAAGAUUAUAGAAAAGAGAGAUCCUUGGGUACCAAAAUGAAUAGAACAAAUUCUACGGACAACACAGAAAAAGAUAUAAACAGUUUCCGUGAAACAGCUGAACUUUUGAAUAACCAGGAAACAGUGAAGGUACAAAUACACAGCAGAUAUUCAGUUCCAACUGCGUUUUCCUCUAAAAAGAAGAAAAACAAAAAAUACCGAAGUGUUAUAUCAGAUAUAUUUGAUGGUUCUAUUUUAAGUUCUGUACAGUGUCUCACAUGUGAUCGGGUUUCAGUUACCCUGGAAACUUUCCAGGAUUUGUCUUUACCUAUUCCAGGUAAGGAAGAUCUUGCUAAGCUGCAUUCUGCAAAUCAUCAGACCUCUCUUGUCAAGGCAGGAUCCUGUGGUGAAGCAUAUGCUCCUCAAGGUUGGAUUGCGUUUUUUGUGGAAUAUUUCAAAAGGUUUGUUGUCUCAUGUGUCCCUAGCUGGUUUUGGGGUCCAACAGUAACCUUACAAGAUUGUCUUGCUGCCUUUUUUGCCAGAGAUGAAUUGAAAGGUGACAAUAUGUACAGUUGUGAAAAAUGUAAAAAGUUAAGAAAUGGAGUAAAAUUCUGCAAAGUUCAACACUUCCCUGAGAUUUUAUGUAUUCAUCUCAAAAGAUUCAGACAUGAUCUUAUGUUUUCCACAAAAAUUGGAACUCAUGUAUCCUUUCCUUUGGAAGGACUUGAUCUUCAACCUUUUCUUACUAAAGAUAGUCCUGCUCAAAUAGCAAUAUAUGACCUUUUAUCUGUCAUCUGCCACCAUGGAACUGCAAUCAAUGGGCAUUAUAUAGCUUAUUGUCGAAAUAAUUUAAAUAAUCGAUGGUAUGAGUUUGAUGAUCAAAGUGUCACAGAAGUAACAGAAUCAACUGUCCAAAAUGCAGAAGCUUAUGUUCUCUUCUACAGAAAAAGUAACGAAGAAGCUAAAAGAGAGAGAGAGAGAGUGUCAAGCCUUAAUGUUAUGGAACCAAGCCUCCUUCAAUUUUAUAUUUCACGUUUAUGGCUGAAUAAAUUUAGAACUUUUGCUGAACCAGGACCUAUUUCAAAUAAUGAUUUUCUCUGCAUACAUGGAGGAGUUCCUCCAUACAAAGCUUCUUUUAUAGAAGAUCUGGUUGUAAUGCUUCCUCAGAACAUAUGGGAUAAUUUGUACAGCAGGUAUGGUGGAGGACCAGCAGUUAAUCAUCUGUAUGUAUGUUAUACAUGUCAAAUGGAAACAGAAAAAAUAGAAAAAAGACGGAAGACAGAACUGGAAAUGUUUAUUCGGUUGAAUAGAGCAUUCCAAGAGGAGGAAUCUCCAUCUAUAUUUUAUUGCAUCAGUAUGCAAUGGUUCAGAGAAUGGGAAGCAUUUGUGAAGGGCAAGGACAGCGAUCCUCCAGGUCCUAUUGAUAAUACCAAAAUUGGUGUCGGUAAAUGUGGUUUGCUUGUUCUGAAACAAGGAGCUAAUUCUGGACAGAUUUCCGAAGAAACAUGGAAUUUUCUAAAGUCAAUCUAUGGAGGAGGCCCAGAAAUUAUACUGCGACCACCUGUUGCUCAAAGUGAAUCUGAAUCAUUACAGACGGAAGAUAAAGUAGAAUUAGAAACACGUAGACUGUAGCCAUCAAAUCAAGGAAUGAAUUCUUAUAAGAUACCUUCUGUUUAGCAACAUACAUUCCCCAAAUUUUUCAAGUUUUUAUCUUUUUUUUCUGUGAAAUAAGAGAAUGGCAGGCAUUUUAUCUAUGGAAAGUGAAUUGAAACACAUAUUGGUCAGUGACCAUAAUCAAGAAUUGAACUGAGAUUGAAACCUCUAAUAUACAAAUUAUAAAUAUUAGAACUUUUCAAAGAGACUUUGGAAUUGUUAUCUUAUUCUACAUCAGUGUGUAUGUGUGUGUGUGUGUGUGUGUGUGUGUGUGUGUGUGUGUGUGUAUAUAUAUAUAUAUAUAUAUUAAUUUAUGUGUUAUAAAUAUAAUUGAUCUUUUCACUAGAACUAUAAAUUACCAGGCCCUCUCCAUUCAAGUUUUAUCAAGACAAGUUGUCAAGGUUAUUGAACAUCAUUUGAUGGAAAGGUGGCAUUAGUUAGCAAUUAAGAAAUAGAAAUAAUAAAUGUUGUAUAAAAACUCAGGAAUAGUAAUGUUUUCUUUGUGUGUAUCAGAUAUGUAAACAAUUCAGAUGAAUCACUGUCUCAGUCAGCAAAUAUAAAUUAUGUACUGUUUAAAUGCUCUAAUAUGUUUUUGCCGUAUAUGUAACUGAACAGGUCUAUAAUCUCUAGGAAAAAUUGAUUUUAAGAGCAUGAAAUGGGUACAUUAAUUGCUCAUGCAAUUUAGGACGUUUAUAGUCUUUUUUAAUUCAAUGCAUUAAUAGUUCCACGUGGAGAAAAUUUAUAGUAAUGCAGUGCUCAUUGGCAUGAUGUCAGAUGUUGAAUGCAUUCAACAAGAUUGCAAAACAUUCUAGAUUAUUCAUAUUGAAAUGUUGAAUGUCAUCCAAAUGAUUUUUUCUUCCUGAAUAUUGCCACGGUGUAGACAAUAUUAUGAAAUGCUAGUUUAAUAAAAGUCAUUUCUAAAAUUGUA
Crotalus tigris (Tiger rattlesnake) is the source of this 3873-nucleotide messenger RNA. It is a transcript of the gene USP33, whose product is annotated as ubiquitin specific peptidase 33. Gene Ontology annotation, molecular function: zinc ion binding; cysteine-type deubiquitinase activity. Gene Ontology annotation, biological process: protein deubiquitination. NCBI's taxonomy places the organism in Eukaryota, Metazoa, Chordata, Lepidosauria, Squamata, Viperidae. Bases 351 to 2924 code for a protein of 857 amino acids. The record is from RefSeq and is a predicted model, not a curated record. The transcript is spliced from 23 exons.